UUGAGUGACUUAACGCUAACUUGGACACCAGAAAGGACUUUUAAAGCCGACCAGCGUCUCUCCAGAGGACUUUUUAGACUGAGCCGUCCCACAUUUAGGAGUGGGGGGGGUUUUGGGGAGCCACGUGUACAGGAACUGGAGCCUGACAGCUCGCCUUACUGGAACCACUGCACUGUUUGACUAGGAAGUCCAGCCCCGCAGGCAACCAUGGCUGUUUGGAGGAAACUGUGGUGCAGAAACCUCCUGGCAGUGUCUCUGCUCGUCUACUUCCUGCUCCACACCAUGGACGUACACGCACGGCCAGCCAACAUGUCAGCCGCCAAAGACAAGUCUCCACCCAGCAAGGAUGAAAAUGAGAUUCUUCCCCCAGACCACCUGAACGGGGUGAAGAUGGAGAUGGACGGUCACCUGAAUAAAGAUUUCCAUCAGGAGGUGUUCCUGGGUAAAGAGCUCGACGAGUUCGAGGAGGACUCGGAGCCCAGGAGGAACAGAAAGAAGCUGAUUGAAAUUUUCACCAAAGUUGAUUUCAACAAGGACAGGAGUGUUAGCGCCAAGGAGAUGCAGCGCUGGAUUAUGGAGAAGACGGAGGAGCACUUCCAGGAGGCCACGGUGGAGAACAAGAACAGUUUCCGUGCCGUUGACCCGGACGGUGACGGCCACGUGACAUGGGAUGAAUACAGAAUCAAAUUUCUGGCCAGCAAAGGAUUGAAUGAAAGGGAGAUCGCUGAGAAAAUAAAGAAUAACGAAGAUCUGAAACUGGACGAGGAAACUCAGGAGGUUUUGGAGAGCCUGAAGGACCGCUGGUUUCAGGCUGACAACCCUCCAGCUGACCAGCUGCUGAAUGAGCAGGAGUUCCUGUCCUUCCUCCAUCCUGAGCACAGCAGAGGCAUGCUCAAGUACAUGGUCAAGGAGAUUGUGCGUGACUUGGAUCAGGAUGGUGAUAAGAAACUGACCUUGUCGGAGUUCAUCUCUCUACCUGUGGGCACCGUGGAGAACCAGCAGGCUCAGGACAUCGAUGACGACUGGGUGCGAGAGAGGAAGAAGGAGUUCGAGGACGUCAUCGAUUCAAACCGCGAUGGCAUCGUCACCAUGGAGGAACUGGAGGAGUACAUGGACCCGAUGAACGAGCACAACGCCUUGAACGAGGCCAAGCAGAUGAUCGCCGUCGCAGACGAAAACCAGAAUCACAAUUUGGAGCUGGACGAGAUUCUCAAGUACAGCGAAUACUUCACGGGCAGCAAGCUCAUGGAUUACGCUAAAAAUGUUCACGAGGAGUUCUGAAGACACACUUCCCCUCGCAGUCUGCUCAGCAAAGCGCGGCGACAUCCUACACGUGCUUCAGGGACAAACCUGAGGAGGGGGGGCGGCGAAAACAAUGGGAUGUUCUAGUGUGCAAUUCUGUGUUUAAAAGCCUAGCCUCGACGGCCUCUUUCACUGCUGACUGCGAUUAAUACAUCCUCCCUUCAGCCCUGGACUGUCCGCCAGCCGUCAUUAACAUGCCUUUUGUGUGCUGUCGGACUUUUAAUGUCGGGCUGCUCAACUCCAAAUUUCUUUGUGUGAUAUUGUGAAGUGUGUGUAUAUGAGGAAUUUUAACCCUGAGUAGAUAUUUCUGUUCCUGGUGCAGUGGUGAGAGAGACUGCGCAGCUAGGUGAUGUCACUGUUUGUUCUGCGGGAUCUGUCGAUUUUAGCCGGCGUGUCUGUACACAGUGUAAAUAUUCAUUGCCACGUACCAAUGCGUCUGUCGGAGAGAAAAGCUGAAAAAUAAAUAUAAUGCUGCUACAGUAAAAACCCUAAUAGAGAUAUCUUUACGAAAGGAGUUUAUUGGUCACGCACACUAAUAUUCCCCUAAAUUUAGAGGUGUAUUUUAUUAUUAGUGGUGCAGAAUUGACCCUUUGCUAAGCCCCGCCUUUCUAUGAUAGGCUGUCGAGCUGUCAGAGGUCAGAGCGAGCAUGUAGCCCACGCUGUCACAAACUUCACUUCCUGAGGAAAUUUUAGCACAUUUUUGCAAAAAAAAAACCCAAAGAGAAACAGGCAAAGGGCUCUGCAAUAUGAAUUUGAAGGAUAAAUUUAGGAUGCAAAAACAGAUUAAGAUAACACUGUGACAAAUUUUCUUGUAAAAUUACCAUGAACUACUUGCUGCUGUAGUUGCAGGCAUCCUACUGUUGUCCCACAGUAUCAGUACCAAAAAGUACUCAAACAGUAUAGACCGUCAAAUUUAUUACAGUAUUCUACAGUAGAAUUUGAGGUUUAUGAUGUAAUAUUGGCUCCAAAAAGCAUCAAAAUUAAGUGUUUUACUGUAUUUUGAAAAACUACAUCACUGUUAGAGUAUGGCAGUAUUUUAGAAGCUAAAGCCUACAGAUCACAGUGUAAAAGUGAACCACAGCGUCACUGGCGAUCAA
Messenger RNA from Plectropomus leopardus (leopard coralgrouper), 2399 nucleotides. It is a transcript of the gene sdf4, whose product is annotated as stromal cell derived factor 4. The record is from RefSeq and is a predicted model, not a curated record. NCBI's taxonomy places the organism in Eukaryota, Metazoa, Chordata, Actinopteri, Perciformes, Serranidae. Gene Ontology annotation, cellular component: endoplasmic reticulum. Gene Ontology annotation, biological process: calcium-ion regulated exocytosis. Gene Ontology annotation, molecular function: calcium ion binding.